AACCUAAUAGUUCAAUUUAUCAGGACAUCAACUCGACGACAUAAUCAGUCAAACAAAUUCACUAUUUAAAGACGUGUAAGUGCAUCCGGAUUAAGAUUUUAAACGUUUGUUAAAAGAAAAGAAAAAUGUGUGCACUACCCGAAACAUACGUACCAGGAUUUCACGACAAAAAUGAGGUUCAGAAAAUGAAAUAUAUUAAAUUUGGGGACACCGAUAUGAACAUUUCGCAAUUAUCUUUGGGAACCGCUGGUUUUUCUUAUUUCUUUGGCGGCUACGAUCUUGAAAAAUGCAAAGCCACCGUCCACGAAGCCGUCAAAAGAGGCAUAAACUUCAUCGACACAGCUCCUUUUUAUGGUCAUGGCGUGUCAGAAGAAGUUCUCGGAAAAUGCCUCGAGGGAAUCCCUCGCAAAGCUUACUACUUAGCCACUAAAGUCGGUCGAUACGAAAAGGACCCCAAAUUCAUGUUCGACUAUUCUGGUAAAAAAACCAGGGAGAGUAUCGAAGUCAGUUUAAAACGACUUGGCGUGGAUUACGUCGACCUCCUACAGGUCCAUAGUCUUGAACAUGCCAAUCCGGACGUUGUUUUGAACGAAACCCUUCCAGUCCUGGAGGAGUUGCGAAAACAAGGGAAAACAAGAUAUGUGGGAGUCACUUCCUAUCCUGUUUCUUUGUUACAAGAUUAUCUUAAGAAAAGUACCGUUAAGAUUGACUCAGUUUUAAGCUUUACACGGUUGUCUUUGCUGAAUCAGACGCUGAGGGAGUACAUUCCAUUUUUCCAAUCCAAAAAUGUGGCCAUUAUAAAUGCCGCUCCUCACUGCGUUGGUAUGCUUAGCAGUUCAGGCCCUCCAGAGUGGCAACGAGCGAGUCAAGAUAUCAAAGAUCUGUGUGCUGAAGCUAGAGAGUAUUGCAAGAAAAAUGACGUGGAAAUAGGAAGACUGGCAUUGUACUAUGCGUUAGCUCAAGAAGGUCCUCACACUAUUCUAGUUGGGAUGAAUAACACUGAUAUAUUAAAUAUUAACAUGGAUGUGAUGUACAAUGGUUUGACUGACAAAGAAAAGAAAGUGUAUGAGCAUGUUAAAAAUAACAUCAUGACCAAGUUGAGUAAAACAGAUUGGGAGUAGAAACUACUAUUACAAUGACAACUCUGUUCUACUAUUGCAGGAUUUGUCCAUAAAGCAGAAACAAAAUAAACAGAUACAGCUCUAAA
Molecule: messenger RNA, 1207 nt
Organism: Zophobas morio
Lineage: Eukaryota; Metazoa; Arthropoda; Insecta; Coleoptera; Tenebrionidae
Exons: 7
Coding region: 126-1121 (331 amino acids)
Cellular component (GO): cytosol
Molecular function (GO): L-galactose dehydrogenase activity
Source: RefSeq, a predicted model, not a curated record